Molecule: messenger RNA, 7957 nt
Organism: Capra hircus (goat)
Lineage: Eukaryota; Metazoa; Chordata; Mammalia; Artiodactyla; Bovidae
Gene: MAPKBP1
Product: mitogen-activated protein kinase binding protein 1
Exons: 31
Coding region: 1170-5681 (1503 amino acids)
Molecular function (GO): protein binding
Source: RefSeq, a predicted model, not a curated record
CUGUAAUUCUGAGCUAGGAGUUAGUUUCAGCUCGGUCCCCCGGGCCUAUUAAAAGCCAACCAUAGUGCCGCUGGGGGCGUGGUUACCGUCCUGUUAGGGUUCUGGGAAGUGCGCUUCUCUGGGGGAACCAGGCCUGAUAAUACCAUAAAAGGCUUGGUUUUCUCAGUUCUGAAGCCGUGUUCUGACGACCUCCCUCUAGGAUCUGUAGUCGCGACUGCAUUGUGCGGAAUCCGUGGUUCCUGAAUGCCCAGUCCUCGGCUUCCUAUGCCCUUUUCUGGGCCCCACCCCCGUAAGCCGUACUCUUCCACUCUGGGAACGCCCCCGUGCGUAAAGGCCACGCCCCCUCGCCUCCGCUCCUCCUACCCAGCUGGUGGCUGAGCCCAGACGGUAGUUCGCGUUUUGAGCCGCUCGUGCCACCAUAGCUGCUUCUGCCGCUGCCGCAGCGGAGCUGAAAUCGCUGAGCGCGAUGCCUGAGGGCGCUGCGAGCCGGGCGGCCCUCGCGCCUGGGGGCUGGUGAGGCUGGGCCCGAGCGGGGGCGCUGGCGAGUAGCAGGGGCUUCUGAGGGAGCGAAAAGUGAAAGAUCUAGGGCUCCCGUGGCGGCCUGAGAGCGAGCUCGGGAGGGUCGUGGGUGGGGGAGGGAGGCCCCCGUGGCAGAACGAGUUGCAGGGCCAAGACGAGCCCCGCCGGGCUGAGUGUCCCUGCGGCCGCCGGCGCAGGUGCUCACGACCGCUGCGGGACUCCUUGGUAGCCUCGGGGUCCUCCUCCUCUAGACGCUGCUGUUGCCGUGAAAACAGUUGGGAGUUAACGGGAAUCGGAUCAGUCACUAGCCCUUCUAGGGCCCAUCUUAUCCUUUUAGUUGAACGCCUCUGGCAGGUGUGGGCCUGGCAUUUCUUCGCAGCUCAGGCUUUUUAACGCCCCCUUUCCCUGAGUCUGUCCUUAAGGCGUUUUAAGAAACCGCGCAGGGCUUGAAGGUGGGAAUGAGGCUAAGGGAGAGAGCAGUUACCUAGAGAUACGAGCUGCAGGCACGGCUUAGGCAGAAGGUAAGGUGGCCUCUACCAUCUCAGGUCAGUAAGAGGGCAUACCGGCAGGGCCUGUGGAGUGGGAAAGCAUUGCCGCUGUUGAGGCAAGUCUCAGGAUUGGGCCAGGAGCUGUCCCGGGGGCUCCUCAUCAUGAUGGCUGUGGAGGGGUCAACCAUUACCAGCCGGAUCAAGAACCUUCUGCGAUCCCCGUCCAUCAAAUUACGCAGGAGUAAGGCAGGAAACCGGCGAGAAGACCUCAGCUCCAAGGUGACCUUGGAGAAGGUGCUUGGAAUUACAGUGUCUGGAGGCAGAGGACUUGCCUGUGACCCCCGAUCCGGUUUAGUUGCCUACCCAGCUGGGUGUGUGGUCGUGCUGUUCAAUCCCCGGAAACACAAACAGCACCACAUCCUCAACAGCUCCAGGAAAACCAUCACUGCCCUUGCCUUCUCUCCUGAUGGCAAGUACUUGGUCACUGGAGAGAGUGGGCACAUGCCUGCCGUGCGCGUUUGGGAUGUGGCAGAGCACAGCCAGGUGGCUGAGCUGCAGGAGCACAAGUAUGGUGUGGCUUGUGUGGCCUUCUCCCCGAGCGCCAAGUACAUCGUCUCUGUGGGCUACCAGCAUGACAUGAUCGUCAAUGUCUGGGCUUGGAAGAAAAACAUCGUGGUGGCCUCUAAUAAGGUGUCCAGUCGGGUCACCGCGGUGUCCUUCUCUGAAGAUUGCAGCUACUUUGUCACUGCCGGUAACCGGCAUAUCAAAUUCUGGUACCUUGAUGACAGCAAGACCUCAAAGGUUAAUGCCACUGUGCCCCUGCUGGGCCGCUCGGGGCUGCUUGGCGAGUUGCGGAACAACCUGUUCACUGACGUGGCCUGUGGCAGAGGGAAGAAGGCAGACAGCACCUUCUGCAUCACGUCCUCAGGGCUGCUGUGCGAGUUCAGUGACCGGAGGCUUCUGGACAAGUGGGUGGAGCUGAGAAACACAGACAGCUUCACAACCACCGUGGCCCACUGCAUCUCCGUGAGCCAGGACUACAUCUUCUGUGGCUGCGCUGAUGGCACCGUGCGCCUCUUCAACCCCUCCAACCUGCACUUCCUCAGCACCCUUCCCCGGCCCCACGCCCUGGGGACAGACAUCGCCAGUGUCACGGAGGCCAGUCGCCUCUUCUCUGGAGCGGCCAAUGCCAGAUAUCCAGACACCAUCGCCUUGACCUUCGAUCCUACUAAUCAGUGGCUGUCUUGUGUGUACAACGACCACAGCAUUUAUGUUUGGGAUGUGAGGGACCCCAAGAAAGUGGGCAAGGUGUAUUCGGCUCUGUAUCAUUCCUCCUGCGUCUGGAGUGUGGAGGUCUACCCCGAAGUGAAGGACAGUAACCAGGCCUGCCUACCCCCCAGUUCCUUUAUCACCUGUUCCUCCGACAACACUAUCCGCCUGUGGAACACAGAGAGCUCCGGGGUGCAUGGCUCCACGCUGCACCGGAACAUCCUCAGCAAUGACCUCAUUAAGAUCAUCUAUGUGGAUGGGAACACUCAGGCCCUGCUGGACACUGAGCUGCCCGGGGGAGACAAAGCUGAUGGGUCCCUGAUGGAUCCCCGCGUGGGCAUUCGUUCUGUGUGUAUCAGCCCCAAUGGACAGCAUCUCGCUUCAGGGGACCGUGUGGGCACACUCAGGGUGCACGAACUGCAGUCCCUGAAUGAGAUGCUGAAGGUGGAGGCCCAUGACUCGGAAAUCCUGUGCCUGGAGUACUCUAAGCCGGACACAGGUCUGAAGCUCCUAGCGUCAGCGAGCCGGGACCGGCUGAUCCACGUGUUGGAUGCUGGACGGGAGUACAGCCUACAGCAGACACUGGACGAGCAUUCAUCCUCCAUCACUGCUGUGAAGUUUGCAGCCAGCGAUGGGCAAGUCCGCAUGAUCAGCUGUGGAGCAGACAAGAGCAUCUACUUCCGCACUGCGCAAAAGUCUGGAGAUGGAGUGCAGUUUACGCGGACACACCACGUGGUGCGGAAGACGACCCUCUACGACAUGGACGUGGAGCCCAGCUGGAAGUACACAGCCAUCGGCUGCCAGGACCGGAAUAUUCGGAUCUUUAACAUCAGCAGUGGGAAGCAGAAGAAGCUGUUUAAAGGGUCGCAGGGUGAGGACGGCACUCUGAUUAAGGUGCAGACGGACCCCUCAGGGAUCUAUAUCGCUACCAGCUGCUCCGACAAGAACCUCUCCAUUUUUGACUUUUCCUCAGGCGAGUGCGUGGCUACCAUGUUUGGCCACUCAGAGAUUGUCACUGGCAUGAAGUUUAGUAAUGACUGCAAACAUCUCAUCUCUGUAUCAGGGGACAGCUGCAUAUUUGUGUGGCGCCUGAGCUCAGAGAUGACCAUCAGCAUGAGGCAGCGUCUGGCCGAGCUGCGCCAGCGCCAGCGUGGGGGCAAGCAGCAAGGAUCGUCCUCUCCCCAGAGGGCCGCUGGACCCAACCGGCACGAGGCCCCCUCGAUGCUGUCUCCUGGACCAGCUCUCUCCUCAGACAGCGACAAGGAGGGAGAAGACGAGGGCACGGAGGAGGAGGAGCUCCCAGCGCUGCCCGUCCUUGCCAGGGGUGCCACGAAAGAGCCAGCCUCAGUGCCCAGCCCAGCCCUGCCCCGGAGCCUGUCCCACUGGGAGAUGAGUCGGGCACAGGAGACGGAGGAGUUCCUGGAUCCAGCCCCUGCCACCAACCAAGGACCCAGAAGAAGAGGGCGCUGGGCUCAGCCCGGCGUGGAGCUGAGUGUUCGCUCUAUGCUGGACCUGAGGCAGCUGGAGACACUGGCCCCAGGUCCUCGGGGUCCUCACCAGGACUCUCUGGCCAUGACCCCUUCAGGUCCUGGGAAGCACAGUUCCCAGGCCCCUGCGACGUCAAGCGUGAGCAAGAAUGAAAAGCUCCCCCGGCCUCAGGCUUCCCAACCCUGUUCCUGCCCCCACAUCAUCAGAUUGUUGUCCCAAGAGGAAGGGGUCUUUGCCCAAGAUCUGGAGCCUGCACCCAUAGAAGAUGGUAUUGUCUACCCGGAGCCGGGUGACAGCCCCACCCUGGAUACCAGUGAGUUCCAGGUGCAGGCACCAAGCCGAGGGACCCUGGGAAGAGUGUAUGCAGAUGGCAGGGGCUCAGAGAAGCAUAGCCCUGAUAGUGCGUGCUCUGUGGACUUCAGCAGCAGCCGCCUUUCCAGCCCUGAGCACCCCAAUGAAGACUCUGAGAGCACGGAGCCCCUGAGUGUGGAUGGCAUUUCCUCAGACCUUGAAGAGCCAGCCGAGGGUGAUGAGGAAGAAGAGGAAGAUGAGGGGGGCACUGGCCCCUAUGAGGUGCAGGAGGGCAGCCCCCAUACCCCAGACCAGGAGCAGUUUCUGAAACAGCACUUUGAGACUCUGGCCAACGGGGCUGCUCCAGGGGGCCCAGUCCGGGUACCAGAGCGGACAGAGUCUCGGAGCAUCUCUUCACGAUUCCUGUUGCAAGUGCAGAGCCCCUCACUCAGGGAACCAUCCCCAUCUUCCUCAAGCCUGGCAGUGACGUCGAGACUGGCCCAGGGGCUGCAGGUUUCUGGUGAGCAGCCAAGAGGCAGUGGUGCCAGUCCUCCAGGAGCACCCCCAGAGGCUGAGCCUUCCCCUGGAAACCCUGUGCUGUUGCCGCGACGCCGUCUUAGCCCGGACAAUGGCUGGUCCCCCAAGAGAGUGGCUGCAGCCGGCCCCACAGGUGGACUCCAGAAAGCCCAGUCGGUGCAGAGUCUGGUACCACAGGAUGAGGUCCCUCCACCAGGCCUGUUGCUCUCACAGGAGGUGGAAGCCCAGGGGUGCCUGCACUCCUUGCCCACAGCUAAUCGCCGUCUGUCUCGGCCCCACUCGUACCAGAGCCCCACCACCAGUUCCAUGGCCAAGAUUGCCCGCAGCAUCUCUGUUGGGGAAAACCUGGGUCUGGCUGCUGAACAUCAAGCUCCUGCCCCCGUCCGCAUCUCACCACUCAACAAGCUGGCCCUGCCCAGCCGGGCUCACUUGGUCCUGGAUAUCCCAAAGCCACUGCCUGAUCGUCCCACCUUGGCCACCUUCUCACCUGCUACCAAGGGCCAGGCCCCUGGUGAGGCAGAACAGCUCAGCUGCCUAGCGGGGCUAGGAAAGGCUCACAGUACAGCUGAGAGGCGGGCCUGUUCAGGGGCGGGUGCCACUCCCAAGCCUAGGACAGAGUGCCAGGCUCAGCCUGGGCCCAACAGCCCCCGUGCCCAGCAACUGCCGGCCAGCAGCCUCCUCCGAGGCCCUGUGAACUUGCAGCCCCCACCCCUUGAGAAGACUCCCAGCCCUGUGGAAUGUGCCAGGCCAGGGGCAACCCUGAGCCGGGACUCAGAGCCAGCAGUGAGCCUGGAGCAGUGCGAGCAGCUUGUGGCUGAGCUCCAGGGCAGUGUGCGCCAGGCCGUGCAGCUCUACCACUUGGUGGCCAGCUGUAAGACACCCUCGGUGGAACAAAGUCGCAUCACCCAGCUCCUCAGAAACACCUUCUCUUCAGUGCGGCAGGAGCUGGAGGCCCUGGCCGGGGCAGUGAUGGCCAGCCCGGGCGGGAGCCCUGGGGCUGUGGGGGCCGAGCAGACACAGGCCCUGCUGGAGCAAUACUCAGAGCUGCUGCUUCGAGCUGUGGAGCGGCGCAUGGAACGCAGACUCUGAGUUCCAGAAGCCUGUCCCCAGUGAAUGCUCCCCCCAUUCCAAACUGCAUCUCUCCUCCACUCACCAAAACCUGCAAGGAUGCUUGGAGUGGAGAGCAGGGAUCCAUGCUCAGUGGGGCCAUGGCUUUUGCAGCUGUUCCUCACGGGACCCCUGUAUUUAUUAAUUUAUUUCCCUGACUGUUGCCUCACUCUCUUGGAACUCCUGCCUCUACAGCCAUCUGGUGGCUCACGCAGGGGCAGAUCUUGGUCUUUGUCAUCUUGGUGCUGUGAGGAGUCAGAGGGCAGCCUGCCCCACCUGGGGCAAGUCCGGAAAGGCCUGCCCUCCCUUCUUAGAAGCCAUUUGAAAUUACUGCAGGGAUCAGCUCCCUGGGGUGGAGCACACACAGGGUAUCCAGGAGGGUAGAGGUGAGAGGUGAUCUGGUGUCCUUGCCCUCUGGCCAACAGCGGAACUUCACCUCUACCUCCAUGCCCCCUCCCACACCAGCUUACUCCCCUGAUUGCCAGAGUGGGGGUUGUCUGUUUUUCCCACUUGCUGGCAGUUCAGAAAGGCAGAGCCCUCUGGCCCUCUGGAGCCCUCCCAGCCAUCAGGAAGCUUGAGUUGGUGUCAAGGCCUGAGCCCCCACAUUCCACUCCCAUUCCCCCCUCCAGGGGGGCCCUAGCAUUGUCUCUUCCUGUGCCCCCUUUCUCUCCUGGCCAGAACUUGUGGAGCCAGCUGUGGGAUGUUGCUGCAGGACAGUAAAGCCCUCUGCUGGGCAAACAUCAAGCCCUGGCCUCCUUUCCUCAGCCCUUUGGCCUUCCCUGUUCUUCAGCCCUGGUCCCCAACAGGCUGCUGAAGCUGAGGCCACCUUCUCCCUUCAGCCUGAGUGAUGCUCAGUCAGAAGCCUGUGUUGGAACUUCCCUCGUAGUUUACAGGGCGCCGGCCCACCUUCUAAGGACCUUGGCCACAGAAGAAACCUACACAAAGGCACACACACACACACACUGUGCUGGCUGCUGUGUGCCUGCUUUCCUUUCAGAUCCCACACGCACACACCACACACACACCACACACACACACACACUGUGCUGGCUGACGUGUGCCUGCUUUCCUUUCACAUCACACACACACACACACACAUACACACACACACUGUGCUGGCUGAUGUGUGUCUGCUUUCCUUUCACAUCCUGCCCCUGGCUUCGUCACUCUGGCUCUUACCAAGAAUAUGAAGAGGGAUGAACACACUAAGCCUGGAUUCUGGAUUCUUGGUUUUCACAGUCUAGCUGAUGUGUAAUGGCCCAGAGUAUCUGUUUUGGGUAGAAGGAGCCUCCUCAAGGGGAGUGCUGGGCACCAGGUGUGUUGGAGGCUGGAGAGAGGGAGGCCCAUGGGGCUGCAGCAGGGGCCAAGAGACACGAAAUGUGGUAGGCGGGCCAGGUAAGUGGUAGAGGUGAGGGGACAGAGUUAGGAGGGUAGUGUUAGGGGUGAGGGGAAGGAGCCAGGGUACAAUGGGCAAGUAGAGUAGGACCAAGUACAGAAGCAGCUGUGGAAGAGUUGGGGUGAAGAAUGUGUCUCUAGGCCCUGCUGCUUCCUCUGCCUCAGGUAAGUCAGGGCAGCUCUGCUACAGCUCCAGCCUGGAAAGCUGUGUCCCUGUGGGCUCUGCUGGUGUUGUGGGUGGAGGCUUGAAGUUGGAUUCUCAAGGGUGCCCAGCUCUGCUUGCAUUAGUCACCUGACCCCUAUUUCACCCUCACUCUUCUCUACUACCACCACCUGCAUGGCCAAGCUGCCAAGAAAUCCUGGCCGAGGAACUCUCAGAGCUGAGUGUGGACCCCAAGAGGCCACAGCUGCCCUCGUUAUAGUCAGAAAUCCGCUCCCCAUGUACCCCUGACCAGCACAGCAGCUGCAGUCUACUGCAAGUGGGGCUCAGGCCUGGCCCUCUGGGCUGGGUUCCUGGCCACCCUCAGCCAGUCUAUCCCUCACGAGGACGGAGCGACACUCCUGCUGAGGUUUGUGGGAAGGUGGCCACCCUUUUGAUUACCAACCCCCACCCCCGCCCAGCGUGGGAAGAUGUUGUGGUCGGCGCCCGUCCCCUUCUGCAUGUCUGAAGCCACCGGCAACUGCCGCCCCCUUUCAGAUCUGCCCUGACCCAGUUUUGAAAGCCCCUUAUUUAUAACUUUUAUACUUUGCCCAGGCCAUGGCGCUUCCCCCACAUCCCCAGGUCUCACAGGGCAGAGGCUGUUUUUUAACAUGUCCGUUUGUAUUGAUGUAUGAACUCGUUAAUAAACACAAUCAUUUGCUAA